GUUUAUUCUGGCAGGGUAGAGUGCAGCCUCACUCCUGUGAAGUACGAACUAGUGUGGAUGGAGCACGACAUCUCUCUCCAUCCCUCCCUCGCAUGCCAAGUCAGACUGACUUUAUCUCUGUUCACCAGCUCUGACUUUAUUUUGUCCUCUGCAUCUGGAGUGACUGACUGAGAGGAAAAAGGAAGAAGCAGGUUCUUCAGCCUCGGAGGAAGAGAACAAGGCUUCCCAAAACAGUGCGUCACCAGAAACCAGUACUGACAGCCUGGACAAGACCCCCAGAAGACAGCCAACAUGUGUGACUGUUUUCACCUGGCAUUUCCCAACUGGCAUGCGUCAGCCGCGGGAGAAGGGCGAAGGUUGAAGGAACCAGAACAAGACACAGAUGAUGAUUUAGUAUGUGAGGAGCCUGAAGUUUUAGAGGGGGAAAGACCUCGUCCUCAGGGUUCCUCUCCUGUCGAGGAAUUCCCCACCACAGAGAAAUACGCAAAACGGGUUGAAGGUGAUUUCUAUGACUCACCCACCAAAAGUUCCAAAAAAAGCAAAAGGAUUGGUUUCGGCUCUCUGUUUGACAAGCGUUCCUCUGCCAAGAUGAAUCAAACAGAGGAUAUGCAAAGUGAUCAGUCAGAAAUAAUAGUGAAAACUGUAAAAGAAGUCUGUGCUGAGGGUUUGGUUGUAAGUGGAGGAAAGGAUGGCAUCUUCAUCAAGGAAGUAAAACCAGAGUCACCUGCCUCAAAGCAUUUAAGUGUGAAAGAAGGUGAUCAAAUACUUAGUGCUACAGUAUACUUUGAUAAUGUGUCAUAUGAAGACGCCCUCCAGAUUCUUGAGCAUGCUCAACCAUAUAAAGUGGCAUUCUGUCUAAAACGCAAACCACCUCCAAGAACCCAGGAAGAUGCUGAGACAGAGAGGCCAGAUAUAACCAUUGGUGAGGAGGCUGAGCAAGUAGAGGAAGGUAGCGGACCAGAGAUGAGAGGUCGAAGAAAGACAAAAAAGCAACAUGAUCGCAUCUCUUGGCCCAAAUUCCCUACCUUUAGCAUAGGUCGCAGGGCGAAUUUUAAAAGAUCUCACAGCACGUCAGAAGCAGAGGAACAGAGAAAAUUAGAGAUAAGUCCGCCAACAAGUGACACAGAGUCUCCUUUUAAGUCUCCAUUAAAAUCCCCAGAUGGAAAAGACAAGAAAAAGAAGCAUAAAGUGAAACCUAAGAAGCAUAUGGCAGGCCGCAGGAGCAAAUCUGUUGAAGAAACCCAAGAAAACGAAGAGGCGCUUGUAACAGACAAUAUGAAGGUCUUGGACAACCAAAUUAUUAUGAAUAUAGUCGAAGAGCAAGUGCCAAUGACUAAUGUGAUAGAGAGUCCUAAAAUAUUGAAUGAAGCUGAAAAUAUUGACUCAACUAAAACAGGAAAUGAAUAUACAUUCCCCACUUUGCCAGCGACUGAAUCACUGCAUAAGGUUGAGCUCAUCAGUGUGGACACCACAUUAAAGACUACUGAUAUUACAGUCGCUCUUGGAGAUGAUGGCAAAGAAAGGAGAGAGAAAUCAGAACUGAGGGUUAGCAUUCCAGGAAAGGAUAAAUAUGAAAUAGAAACAGAGAGCCAAUUAAAAUCCUCCACAAGUGGAAUGAGAACUUUGGAUCCAUCAACAUUCGACAAUAUUUUGGACAGUCCUAAUGUAAUAUCACAAACGGAACCGGUUAGACAUCAAGUGGAUUCCGAUAGCAAACCAAUAAAUAAAGAGAUAUUAGAAAAGACCCAAGAGUCAGGAAAAACAGACAUGACCAUAGCUAAAGUUGAUGUUUCUCUUGACAUGCCAGAGGUAGGACCAAUAAGCAAAUCACCAAGAAUUGGCAGCGACAAGGAAAAGAAAGACAGAAACAUUCUAGAAACAGAAAGUUAUGGGAUUCGAACCAGAGGACCAUUGGCAGACAUAGCCACAUCAAAGAGUCAUUUUUCAAAUGCAGUAAACAAACUAGAUUUUACAUCAGACACUUUCACUUGUGAGAUUCAAACAAGAGAGGAUAUGUCCUCAACAGACACAAAGAAACCAAUCACUCCAACUCCUGUUAUAUCCCAGCCAAAAUCACAUGCUCUGGAUGUGGACAGAAGCAGGAAGAGUACUGGAGGUAGCAUGGACAUUGAAUCAAAUUUUAAACUGCCUAAAGUGGAUGUCUCUGAAUUCGACCACCAAGAAUCAAUAACUGUAAGACAGAAAGACCCAACCAAAGUGCCUCUCCUGAAACGAGAGGAAAUUGAGAUUUCUGGCAUGGAGGACAUAGGAUCAAAAGCCAAGGUUAAGCCUCCUAGAAUUAAAGAACAAAAAGUUGAGAAGAUAAUAAAAAUAUCAAAAGCAGGAAAAAAGCAAGCUCAGGCGGAAGCAGAAGAGUUUAAUUUUAAGGAUGUAAAGGAUGCAGUAUCAAAAUUUCCUGCCUUCAAAUUACCUGAGAGAGACAUCACUGGAGUCCUUGUACAGAGAGAGAUCACAAUCAUGGAAAUUAAGUCAGACAAGACUGGCAUGACACCUAAAGGAUCCCCUUGUAAAAUUUCGAGCAUGAGCACAGAAAUAAACAUUAAUCUGCCUGACACAAUGGAUAAAGAAAAGCAGAGACUUUCUCCUGUUGCUACAAAAGAUCAAACCUUCGUAUUACCAAAAGUUGAACAAUUGCAUCUUGAUGAAAUGGUUAUAAUCAAGAGCAAAACAGACCUAUCAAAAAUUAAACUUGCUGACCACCAACCCAAAACUGGCAAAAUGUUAGCAAGGGAUGAUAAGAUAAGUACAUCUCCAGAUGUAAAAUUCAAACUUCCAAAGCGUGAAGACAUUGAAAUACCAGGAAUAGAAGCCAUUGAACAAUCAGUUCAACCAACAAAAAGCAUAAUAGCCAAAGAUACAGACACUCAAGACGAGGCUGUGAAAGACUAUACUGAUACAAAUAUCAAAGCUGACAAAAAUGUGCAUGAAAAGAAAUCAAAGAAAUCAAAGGUAUCAAUGCCAAGUUUUGGAAUCAUGACACCUGACAUUCGCUUUCCAGGUAUUGUGAUUGAAUUACCAAUAAAGGCCACAUCACCUAAAAGUGAUAGUGGCACAAUCAAGGAGAGGACAACUGAAGCAAAAAUAUCAGAAGACAAUAUCAAAAAAUCUUCUGAAGAAGCAACAUUUAAAAAAUCUCAAAAAGGUGAAAGCUGUGCACCUGAGCAUGAAACUAAAAAAGCACAUGACAUAGAGAGUGAUCAAAUGCUCCAUCAUGAUGUUUGCACUGCUAUUGUUAAGGAAACCUCAAAACAAGAUGUUGACGGAGAACUGAAGGCUGAAAUCAAAAGCAAAGGCACAGAUUCCUCUCCACAAAAAAAGAAACUGCAUAAAUUAAAAAUGCCCAAAAUUGGAGGAAAAUCUAUGAAAGGAACAGCUGAAGUCACUACAAAAGAGGAUGUUACAGUGCAAGAAAAUGACAUAAUAGAGGUUGUAUUAGAUUCUGAGAAGAGAACAUUUGAGACUGAUCCCAAAGCAUAUAGUGUAGAAACUAAAUUAAAAAUGCCAAGCAUAGAUGUUUCUGUUCCAAAAAUAAAAAUCCCUAAGGCAGAGGGAAAAUCAAAACAGGAGGAAACUGGGCUCUCAAAGCCUGAAGCUGUUGAAGCCAUUGAGGAUGCUCAAGAGGAGAGUGGAUUUAGACUGAUCAAGUUUGGUAUCUCAAUGCCAAAAGAGAAGACAGAAGAAGGUGGCCUGUUACCAGAUGAAUCUGAAAAAUCCAUCAUCAAGGUUAGUGGAAAAACUGAAGUGGAGCCAUCUGAACUUCCACAAGCUGAAAUGAAAGUAGCAGAGUCUAAAAUGAAGAAAAGGAAAAUAUCAUUUCCCAAAUUUGGAUUCUCUAAAUCAGAUACUAAAGUAUCUGAUGCUGACAUAACUCUCCCAGCCGCACAGGGCUCUUUACAUGAUGCUGAUGGGACAGAACUAGAUGUUGAAAGUAAGACCAAAGAUGUAGAGGCUGAGUUCAAGGAUUCAACAGAUUAUCCCACAAAAUUUAAACUUCCCACAAUUAAAUUUCCAAAAUUUGGAGUCUCAUUUCCCAAGACAACUGAUGCUGGGGGCGAUAUUCAAAUGCCUGAUGUCAGCACAGACGAAGCCAAACUACCUGUAGAAGCAACAGCACUUUCUGACAAGAAAGGCGUGGAAAUGACUCUCAGUGUAUCCCAACCUGAAGUUGACUUGUCUCUGCCCGAGGGAAAGGCAGAAAUCAAAGGUUUUCAGAAAAAAGAAAUAAAAUCAUCUGAAGAAAUGUCAUUUUCUAAACCAGAUAUUGAUGCUAGCCUGACUGGCCAUGAUGCUGAAGAAAUUCCAGCUAUUGCGUUUUCAAAACAAGACAUCAAAGCUGCAGGCGUUGAUGUUAGUCUUCCACAGGUUGAUUUAUCAAUUCCAGAAGUUUCUGUGGAAAUAAAAGAGCCUGGUGUGCACUUCACAAUUUCAAAGGAUGAGGCUGAACAUAAAGAUCUAACAAAUGGUGGUACACCAGUAAAGUUUCCCUCUAUCAGCUUACCAAAGUUUGGUGGAAAAUCAUCUAAGGUAGUGAAAGACAUGCCAUUUGUAGAUAUAGAUACUGAAGAACCUCAUGAAAGACUUCCAGAAACACAAAUAAGCAUGCAACUAAAAGAUGAUGCACCAACAGGUGAUAUCAAGGAUUCUUUUGAGACUACAGAAGGUCAAUUUGUUAGUGUAGAUAUGAAGGUUGAAGAAACAAAGCUCAAAGAACAAGAGGUCACCGUUACACUGCCUAAAUUUGGCAUUAGCCUCCCAAAGGUUGAAGCCCACAAGCCAACUGAUAGUGUGGAUAAAGAAGAAUCAACUAUAGACCCCAGAGAAUCAAAUGCAGAUUCUGAUCAGGCUGAGAAAGAUCCAAGAUCUCCAACAAAAAUUAAACGUCCAACAAUUAAAUUCCCAAAAGUUGGUGUCUCAUUUCCAAAAUCAACAGAUGCAGUCUCUGACAAUCAAAUGCCUGAAGUCACCAAAGAUGAACCUGCCAUGGAAAUUAAAGCACUAGAAACCGAGCUGCCUACAGAGUUGCCAUCAUUACCUGAAAUGAAAACCCCACAUAUUAUUCUCAGUGUUUCCAAACCAGAAGUUGAUGUAUCUACCCCAGAGGUGGAAAAGGCUAUUGAUGAACACUCUGAAAAGAAAAAAGAAAAAGUAUUGUCUUCAGAUUAUGCAUUUUCUAAACCAGAGGUUAAGAUGAGCCUUGUAGGCCAUGGUCUUGAUCAAGAGACAGCUAUAGAAGGUUUGAAAAUGCAAGCCAGUAAUCUUGAGGCGGAAGUCAACCUUCCUUCAGGUUCAGUAGAUGAAGUCAUCCUGGAGGCUAAAGAAAAGGAGAGUGAAUUCAAACUUAAAAAACGUAAAAUAUAUUUUCCGAAAUUUGGUUUUUACAAAUCUGACACUAAGAUCCCUGAUGCUGACACCAGUCUUCAAAAAGAAGGAAUAUCUGUGCCUGACACUGUGAUCAAAGAGACUGAAAUGACUUUUCCUGCUCCAGAGGUUGAAGUCCAGUUGAAAAACAAAAGUACUUCUGGUUCUCCAUCUAAAUUCAAGCUUCCAACAAUUUCUCUCCCUAAAUUUGAUAUUUCCAUUUCAAAGACUGGGGAAGAGUCUGUUGCAAAAUCUGAGGAUGAUGCACAGUCAGAAAUAAAGGCAGCAUCAGCAGUUGCAUCACAGGAUAAAGAUACAGGAACACAAGAUAUAGAACCAUCUAAAUCAACUUUAGAAACCCUACCGGUGGAUGCUGAAAUUAAAACUAAAGACACUGAUCCUAGUUGUCAAGGGAGUAGAUUUAUGAUGCCCAAAUUUGAAUUUUCAUUUCAAAAGCUAAAGGGACCAGAAUUUAAAAAGGGUGCAUCAAGAACAGAUGCAGAAAAAUCAGAGGUUCCACUGAAACAUGACAAAGAGAGUGCUGAAGGAAAAGCAGACAUACCUGAAGCAUCUGUGGAAAUGGAGGUAACAUUGAAAAUGCCAAAAAUGCCAAGCUCAGAGCAUGAAUUUUCUGAACAAGACAUUAAAGCUCCAGAGAUUAAUGUUGAGAGGGGCGAUACAUCUAUGGCAGUAGGUGAAGUGGAUGUGAAUCUUGAGUCUGACUUGAAAAUUCAGACAACAGAGAUGUUAAAAGAUGAUUCAACCAUGGGAGGGUCACAGAUCAAAUUCAAACUUCCUACUUUCAAACUACCGAAAUUCAGAAGUUCAUCUUCCAAAGUAAAAGCUGAAAUAAUGGAUUUGAGGGGUGAGGAAAUUACUUUGGAGACUGAAGAUUUAAUCACAUCAGUAGAACCAUCAGACGUCAAAAUUGACUCUAAUGUGCCCGGUCAAGAGUUGAAGAAACCCUCAAUCAGUGCUGAUCAGACAAAGGUAGAUAGUGGAGAUCAAUAUACCCUGUCACUUACAGAGGCCAGAAUAUCAAAGGCAGAAGGCUAUAUUUCUUUACCAGAGGCAAAACUUGGGGAAGUAUCACAAGUCACACUAGAAAGCAAAAUUGAUCAAGAAGUUGGCUUAAAAGACACAGGUAUGAAAAUGAAAAAAACAGGCUUUUCACUUCCUAAAUUUGGAUUUUCUAAAUCAAAUAUCAAGGCCCCAGAGAUUGAUGUCAGUCUUGCACAAGUUGAUACCUCUAAACCAGAAAGUGAUCUGAAAAUAAAAGAACAAAUUUUGAAUAUCACAGUGUCAAAUGUUGAGGAUGAUCAAAAAGAUACAACAGCUCUCGGUGCCACAGCAAAAUUUCAACUCCCCUCAAUCAACAUCCCAAAGAUUGGAGGACAAGCUACGAAGGAAGAGAAAACUAUGCCAGUUGUAGAUAUAGCUGUUAAAGGACCUGAAGUGACUGGUCCAGAUACACAAAUAUCAGGUGAAGCCCCAUCAGUAGAUAUAAAGAGACCUCAUCUAGCCACAGAGGGUCAAUCUGUAAGUGUUGACUUAAAUGUUGAAGAUGCUGAACUUGGAGGACAGGGAGGAAAGUUUAAGAUGCCAAAGUUCGGUAUUGGCCUUCCUAAAGUAAAAGGGUUUGAUUUAAGUACAUCCAAGACAGAUGAUAUAACUGAAGUAAAACAAAUUCAUAUAACAAAGCCAGAGAUAACAACUGAGGGGAUGGUUCAGCCACCAGAACAAGAUUCUAAAUUUCUAGAUGUGCAGAUAAAGCCAUCACCUGAAUUUGGGUUUUCAAAACCAGAAGUAAAAGCCCCUGAAGUUGAUGUAAGUAUUCAAAAAACUGAUAUCCCCAUACCAGAAGGCAGUAUGGACCUAGAAGAAGCAAAUGUGGAUAUUAAAGUGUCAAAGAUGGAGUCUGACCAAAAAGGUUCAACAAUUUUUGGAUCUCCAACAAAGUUUAAACUCCCGUCAAUAAGCCUCCCGAAAUUUGGUGUUAAAUCACAAAAAGUAGCAUUAGACAUUAAUGUGGCAGAUUCAGAGCUAGAGGGAACAAAUAUAAAAACAGACAUUUCUAAACCUGAUGUGAAAUUAGAAGUACAGACACCCAAAAGUGAAGCUAAAGUUGAAGGGAGUGCAGAUAUGCCUGAGGUUGAUUCCAAAGGACUGCAAGUAAAAGUGAAGAAAUCAAGCUUUCCAUUCCCCAAGUUUGGGUUUUCUAAACCAGACACAGCAACUCCGGAAGUUAAUAUCAGUGUACCAAAGGCUGAAGUAUCCAUACCAGAGGUCAAUGUACCUGUUAAAGAACAAACAGCACAAGUCACACUUCCAGGAGGAGAGGCUGAACAGAAAGAUCUAAUGAUUGUUAGUUCCCCAACCAAAUUUAAACUGCCAGAAGUUAACCUGCCAAAAUUUGGAGUCAAAACUUCAAAGGGUACGGUAAGUUUACCAUCAGCAGAUAAGGACAUAAAAGGAAUAGGAAUUACUGUUCAUGAACCAGACAUCAAGUUGUCAGGUCAAAUACAAAAAACUGAAUUAGAUGUAAAAGAAAUAGAGACUGAUAUACAUGCCACAAUAAGAGAAACUGAUGUUCAUCUAGCAGAAGGAAAAGUAAUACUACCCCAACCUGAUGUUGACGUUCAAGACAUAUCCAUUGAAGGCAAAGCAGAUAUGUCUGAAGUUGACUUGAAAGGGCAUGAUGUGAAACUGAAGAAGCCAAGCUUUUCACUGCCAAAAUUUGGGUUUUCAAAGACAGAUAUUAAGGGGCAAGAUGUUGAUACCAUUCAACCAAAGGCAGAUAUGUCUAUGCAAGAGGGCAACAUACCUGUUGAAGACAAAGAUGCAGAAAUCACCAUCACAGAUGAAGUGAAAAAACAAGGAGAUACAACAACUCAGACAAAAUUUAAGCUGCCCUCAAUCAACCUUCCAAAGUUUGGACUCAAAUAUCCAAAAGCUACAGCUGAUAUUCCAGCAGCUGAAGUAGAUAUCAAAGAACCUGAAAUCAGUUUCCCAGAAAAAGGAGAGGUACAAACCACUGACACUGAAACAAACAUAGAUAUUAAAGGGCCAUCUGCUGAUGUGGACAUUAAGGUCAAGGAGAUUGAUGAUGAUGGGACGGGGAGUAAGUUCAAACUGUCAAAAUUUGGAAUUGGCAUGCCAAAAGUAAAGGAGAUAGAGAUGGAGGGUAAAGAAAUAAACAUAGAGACUGGCCUGCUAUGUAAAGAAAAUGUAAAUGUACAACAGCCUGGUGUUGAAAUUCAAAAUGUGACCAUUGAGGGGAAAACAGUUAAAGUUGAAGUUGACUCCAAAGGGCUGAAAGUGAAACUUCCCAAAUUGGGAUUUUCAAAACCAGACCUUAAGGCUCCUGAAGUUGAUGUGAGUCUACCCAAAGCUGACAUUGGCACAUCAGUGGGAAAUGUUGAUGUUUCAAAGCAAUCUGCAGACAUUAAAUUACCAGAACAAGAUCUUUAUUUGAAGGAGGACACUUUUGGCUCUCCAACAAGAUUUAAACUUCCAACAAUCAGUUUCCCAAAAUUUGGAACCAAAGCAUCAAAGGAUACAGUUGAUAUACCUACGGCACAUGUGGACAUCAAAGUUCCUGAAGUAAACCUUCCCGAUAAGAAGUUUAACAUGUCAGGAGAAGUGUCAAGUGUUGAAAUGAAAGGGCCAACAGUAGAAGAUCCAUCCAUUGAGAUAAACAUUAAGGGAGAUGAUAAAAAGCAACAAGAGGGCAAAUUUAAGCUUCCAAAAUUUGGGAUUGCUCUUCCAACAAUUAAAGGUCCAGACAGUGACCAAGGGCUUAAGAAAGCUCUGACUGAAACAGAAGUGAAAAUGUCAGGGGAUGCACUAUCUAUAGACAAGAAAGAGCUAAUGUUACCCAAAGGAUCAGUGGAAGUGGAUGUGGAGGCUAAAGGUGCUGAACUUGAAGUAGAAGAAAGUAAAAUCAAAAUUAAAUGUCCAGACAGUGACCAAGGGCUUAAGAAAGCUCUGACUGAAACAGAAGUGAAAAUGUCAGGGGAUGCACUAUCUAUAGACAAGAAAGAGCUAAUGUUACCCAAAGGAUCAGUGGAAGUGGAUGUGGAGGCUAAAGGUGCUGAACUUGAAGUAGAAGAAAGUAAAAUCAAACUACCACAGAUUGGAAUUUCUCUACAAGCAUCGAAAAGUCCAGAAUUUGACAUAAGUGUUUCAAAAGCAGAGGUUUCUAAAACUGACGUAAAAAAAGUUGGUACAGAAAAAGAUGUUGAGGUUGAGGAACCAGCAGGUUUAACUGAUUUGAGUUCUAAGGGACUAAAAAUGAAGAAACCAAGCUUUGGAUUUCCAAAUAUUGGAUUUUCAAAAUCAGAUGGCAAGUCCCAAGAUAUUCAAGCCACUGAAACGACAGCAGAUAUAUCCUUGCCAGGGGGCAAUACAGAAAUAGAAGAAAGUGAAAGAGAGGGCAAAACUGAAAUAACAGGUCCACAAUUUGGCUCGCCAACAAAAUUCAAACUCCCAACAAUAAAAUUACCCAAAUUUGGACUCUCCACUCCAAAGGUCCCUAGUGAUGCAGCAAAGGCUGAUUCUGAAACCAAAGAAAUUAAAGUUAGUUCUGUGGAUUAUGAGAUAGAGACAUCAAAGUUGGAUCCAUCAGGUGACAUCAAAGGCAAAACUGCAGAGACUGAAACCCCAUCUAUUGAUAUUAAUAUAAAAGAAAAAGAGCUUAAUCAAGAGGGACAGGAAAUUACAUUUAAACUUCCAAAAUUUGGAAUUUCGUUGCCCAAAGUAAAAGGUCCUGAGGUGACAGUAACUGCAAAAGAGGUAAAGACAGAAAUACCUGAAAUUGGGAUCACUGAACCAGAAAUCAAGAUGCAAGCAGAAGAUGCAAGUCUCCCAAAAGUAGACAUGGCUCUAGUGGAAAGUUCCAGCCUUGAAAAAAAAGAGGUAGAGACUGAGUUGAAAGAUGAUACAGUUGUUUCAGGUUCUCCAAGUAAAUUCAAAUUGCCUACUUUUAAAAUGCCGAAAUUUGGAAUUUCAACUCAAAAAACAUCUGAUGCAAAAGUAAAAGUAGCAGAAGUAGAUGUACCAGAUGCUAACACUGACCUAAAUAUUGAAGACAAGCCUGUACACGUGUCUAAAGAAAUACAAAGAGAGGGUGAAAUUAAAGAAACCACUGAACAGCUUCCAGACACUGCUGCUAAAAAACUGGAUGGGGACAAAGGCUCCCCAAGUAAAUUCAAGUUUCCUACAAUAAAAAUGCCAAAGAUCAGCAUUUCAAGAACAAAAUCUCAGGAAGGAGAAGAUGACACAACUACCAAAGCGAAUGCUCCAGAUGCUAAAAUAGAAACCAAAGAUGAUAAACAAGGGCCUGGAAAAUCACCCAAAUUUACAAUGCCUACACUUGAGGAUGUUCUCAGGGGCUUUGAGGUUGAAUUUAAUGUUCCAACAAUAGAGGAAAUGGAAGCACAAAAGGACAACCCAUCUGUUAAGCAAGAUCAGGAGGCUGAAGCAAAAGUUGAGGAAACAGCAGAAUAUAAGGACAAAGGAGCUCAGGAGAAAUCAAAGUUUAAAUUUAAAUUUCCAAAAUUAGGAUUCAGCCAGUCUUCAGAUGAAAGCGAUAAGUUGGUUGAUGCUAAGAUUGAAGAAAGUGAAAAGCAUUUGGAGGCUUCAGCAGAUCAGAAAGCAACUGUUAGCAAAGAACAAGCAAAAACAGAGAAAGGGGGCUGGUUCAAGUUCUCAUUUUCUUCUCCAACCAAAACAUCAAAAACAGAUGGGAAAGAAAUUAUCCAACCGCCUGAAGAGGCUGAGAAGCUUGAUGAUGUUGAGAAAGAAUCAAGCAAGGCACACGAGGAACCUGAGAAGAUUUCACUCAGUGAGGCUGUGGAGGAAAACAUCAGCCCGACACUGUCACUGAAGUCAUCUGAAGCUUUUGCAGAUAUAAGUUCUACAGUAACCACUGAGCAGACUGGCCUGUCACAGACCUCACCUACAAAGGUUAAAGUGAAAUAUGCUGAACCCACUGCCACCGUUGGGGUCAGUGAUGUACAGAAUGAUGUUGUGACUUCCACAGCCAGAUGUGAACUGAUAUCAAUGGAGCCUCACCAGCCAGAGAAAGUCAACAUCCCUUUCUUAUUGGAUAUGUCCUCAGCCUCAGUGGACACUCUGAAACAGAUGUCAGGGGAAAUUCAUGUCAUCACACCGAACAUACAAGCUAUACCAGAAACACAGCAAGCCUCAAUCCUUACUAAUUUAGAUGUGCAUGGAAUUCACACCUCGCCUUUACAAGUAACACUAGGCUCAGAUUCAGUGUUGACAGUGGAGGAAACCAGAGUACAAAGUGGGGCGCACACAUUGGUGGAAAGGCAUGUUGUGAAAGAAACUUUACAUGAUGACAAAGAGACAAUACUUGUGACACAGAGAACACGUGUAUUUGAAGGAGACUCUGCAGAACCCAUUUCUGAUGAGACGGCUUCUUCUAUUCGCAGGCUGAGAGACACGGUACACACUGAAAAAAUGAGUUUUUUUGACAGUGCAGCAACAAUUGAAGAGGUGACAAUAGUGAGCUCUGAAACAUCUCUAAGACAUAUGGAUUCCUCUACCGAUGAGAAUGGGGGGAAAUGAACAUGAGAUAUGGCUGAGUUGAUUUAAUGCUUUUGAACGUAUGUUUCAGUGUUCUAUUAUACUGUCAUAUAAGCCAGCUGAAUUGUAACACUAUUAUGCAAAAAAGCGCUGAUACUUAUGAACACAUCACAGAGUAUUGUUUAGCUAACAGAGAUUUUAUGCUUAAAAGACUUUAAAAAACUAUAUCCACUGGACAAAUGAUGUAUGUACAUGGAAUAAUAGAAAAAAAAAUAUUAUAAUUUAUGUGUGGGUUGUCAGUGUGCUUUAUUGUAAAUCUGUCAUCUUGGGAAUAUUGUUUAUAGUGCAGACUUGGCGAUCAAGCAAUCACCAUUUAAACAGAUAUAUUCACAUAAAAUGAAUUACAAAGUUGAUGUGGCAGUAUCACAUAUUGAGGCAUUUGUUUCUUUAAGGUUAUUUUGUGAAAACGAUGUAAUUGCAAUUAUAAUUCUUUAUUUCUGCAGCCUUGAGAAA
This is a messenger RNA of Sinocyclocheilus rhinocerous, 12444 nucleotides long. RefSeq names its product protein AHNAK2-like. Gene Ontology annotation, molecular function: protein binding. The transcript has 7 exons. The record is from RefSeq and is a predicted model, not a curated record. Gene Ontology annotation, cellular component: nucleus; cytoplasm. NCBI's taxonomy places the organism in Eukaryota, Metazoa, Chordata, Actinopteri, Cypriniformes, Cyprinidae. Bases 292 to 11973 code for a protein of 3893 amino acids. Gene Ontology annotation, biological process: peripheral nervous system myelin maintenance; regulation of RNA splicing.